UUUUUUUUUUUAUAAAUGUUCAAGCAAAUACUGUCAAAACGAGCUUAUUCAAAAGCGGUAGGGUUUCAACCAAAACUCGAUUACACAGCCUUAUCCAACCAUGCCAGUGCUAUUACACAAAACAUGAAGGCACGCAACCAUGUCACAGUGGACAUGACUGAGUUUGUGCGCUUGAAUGAGAAACGACUUUCCUUAUAUAAUCAAUUGACAGCAUUACGGUCCAAGCGAAAUGAAGUGUCAUUAGCUACACAAGCCGCUAAGUCCAAGGAGGCACGUUCUGUAUUUAUUGCCGAGGGACAACAAAUCAAGGCGCAAGUCAAGCGUGUACAAGAAGACCUGAGCGAGACAGAAGAAGGGUUAUUAGAAAGAGGUUUGAGGAUUCCUAAUGAGACACAUGGGGACAGCCCUGUGGGGCCUGAGAGUCAAGCAAGAGUAGUGAAAAUAGUGGGUACACCACGCAAAGAAGAAGAAGGAUUAAAAGAUCAUGUAGAAAUUGCGCAAGGGUUGAAUAUAUUGGAUUUAGAACAAGCGGCCGUGGCAAGUGGGAGCAGUUUUUAUUAUUUGCAAGGGAUGGGUGCGUUUUUAGAAAUGGCGCUUGUACAAUAUGCCAUGCAUAAGGCAGCAAGUCGAGGAUUUAUGGGUGUGAUGACACCGGAUAUUGUACGCACGCAAUUGGCUUAUGGAUGUGGGUUUCAACCCAAACGAGGAGAGAGUUCGCAAAUCUAUGGGAUUUCGGAGGAUCAGUGUUUGGCGGGGACAGCGGAAAUUCCAUUGGCAGGGAAAUUUGCUACUCGCUUAUUGAACGAGGAGGAAUUACCACAGAAGUUAGUGGGGUUUGGUCAUGCCUUUCGAACAGAGGCAGGUGGAAGAGGCUUAACCACUAAAGGAUUGUAUCGUGUACAUCAGUUUUCAAAGGUCGAAUUAUUUGCCGUCACCACACACGCUCAGAGCGAAGAGAUGAUGGCUCAGAUUCUCAAGUUACAGGAAGACAUUUUUACCGAUUUGGGGCUUUGUUUUAGAAUUUUAGAUAUGCCUACAGAGGAAUUAGGCGCUAGUGCCUAUCGAAAGUUUGAUAUGGAAGCGUGGAUGCCUGGUAGAGGCACAUGGGGCGAGAUCUCUUCAACAUCGAAUUGCACAGACUACCAAUCACGACGACUAUCGAUUCGAUAUCGACCUAAAUAUCAGACUGGCGAUCAACAUACACGUUUCUGUCAUACAUUAAACGGUACAGCCAUGGCCGUACCUCGCAUGAUUAUAGCCAUUCUUGAGACUUUUCAAAGAAAAGAUGGGUCUGUUGAGAUUCCUCGUGUCUUACGAAAAUGGCUUCCUGGCGAACCCUCGCACCUUUUUGUUUAAUUAUAUAUAUAUAAAAAAAAAUUGUAAUUUUUUU
Mucor mucedo is the source of this 1390-nucleotide messenger RNA. Its product is annotated as seryl-tRNA synthetase. Gene Ontology annotation, molecular function: ATP binding; tRNA binding; serine-tRNA ligase activity. NCBI's taxonomy places the organism in Eukaryota, Fungi, Mucoromycota, Mucoromycetes, Mucorales, Mucoraceae. The transcript is spliced from 3 exons. Gene Ontology annotation, biological process: mitochondrial seryl-tRNA aminoacylation. Gene Ontology annotation, cellular component: mitochondrion. The record is from RefSeq and is a predicted model, not a curated record. The coding region runs from base 16 to 1356 and encodes 446 amino acids.